AUGGUCGUGCUGGGGAGAUUGUUCAGAGGAGCCCGCAUCUCCGUCGGCUGCUCAUACGCCCGUCCUUGUCUAAAAUCUUCUUGCUACUCUACGGAUGGAGAUGGUUCUCUCGUCAGGGUCUUCGAUCGCAACCUCAAGAAGAGGCAGGUACGAGUACACCGCUCGUCAAUGCUUCAGUCUGGAACUAUAUCUGCUAUGUUGAUCGUAUUGUGUCUGCGAUUUUAGUCUUCUGCACUGCACGUUUCCAGAGAGAUCGAGCCGCGUGGCUGAUGAGGGAGAAAGACCAGUUAGUGGACACCGUUGUGGAGAAUGUCCUGGACCGUUUGGAGGUAGGCGGCUGGGAGGAAGGAUUAUCUGUCGCAUAAUAUUCCCAUGUUGAUUUAUGGAGUUCUUGAUUGGUUCCUCGUUGAGGUUUUUGUUAACUGUCAUUUAUUUAUCAACCAAACUAUUACACCAGAAAUACAUAUAGACGUUGCGGUUUUUUCUUUUCUGUGAAGCAAUGAGAUUAGACUUUCCUGGACAUUGUUAACAUUUCGAGAUACGAACAUUUAUGGUCAUAGUUCUGCGAUGCCCAAAUAAUUUGUGUAGGUAAUCUAUUUAAGAGAAAUCCCGUGUUCUUUGCAUAAGACCUGAUCCCAAUUUCGUUUAUGCUAUUAAAAAAGAACCUUCGACCAUGUUUUGAGGAAUUUACGACAUAAUCUAAGGGACAAUAUUGUGGAACGUGACUUCCCAAGUUAAUGAAACAGAUAAAUGAUAGAUCAGAAUUAUCCCAAAUCAAGUCCUUAUUCAAUGUCAAGUAUAAGCCCAGUUAAGCUCAGGAUGGGAGGGAUCUGUGGUCCACCCAUCAGAAUUUCAGCCUUGGGUUAGUUUGAACUUUGGAUGCACAACAUCCAGUUCUCAAGGAAAGCAUUGUUAUUAUGCUCUCGCAUGACUUCAUCUAAUUCACUAAAUUAAUUUUCCAGGAUUGUAAGAGGUCAUUUCAUACGGCACUAUGUUUGGGAGGUUCUUUGGGAGCUGUGAGACGUCUGCUCCGUGGACGAGGUUGGUCAUUGUGGUCACUGAUGUUUUACUACACUUAUGCCCAUAAUCCUUUUAUGUAAUAAUGUUCUUCUCUCUCUCUCUCUCUCUCUCUCUCUCUCUCUCUCGCUCACUCGCUAUUCCUUAUUUCCAUCAGUAUAGUAGUUGUUUGACUUCGCAUGGGAGUUUGCUUGAAAGUACUCCAUAUGGUAUUUGUUGGAAAAUAUUUGUCUAUGGUCUGAUACAUGCAAAUGACCGUAUGCUAGAUUUAGUUAUUUUUUCUAUUCCCAGUUUCUCCCAAGUUUCCCUCACUAAUGUUUUGGCUUCUUUCUAUAUGUGCAGGUGGUCAAGUUAUAUAAUUUAUAGAAAAAGGGACCAUGACAUUUUGUGGUGUGCAUGUUUCUGUGUGUCUCUAAUAUGACACCGAAAAUAAUCUUGGUAAAAGAUCUUGACUAAAGAUAUGACAUGAUGACACCUAUGUUUAGAAAGCCUCUGCCAACUCAUUUUUCGAAGAUAAGUUUUCAAGCUAAUGGAAUAGAUGGAUUGGCAGUAGAACUGUCUCAACUUAAGUAUUAAAUCAAUAUCUGGGAUAAUCGUAGUUUCCCUUACGGGUAAGGAAUCUGUGCUUUCACCUUGCAUUGUCUAACCUUUUGGAGAAACGAUGUUUACUUCUUGGGUGUGACAUUGUUCUUACUUGUUAUGAAGGUUUUUUGAUAUUUUUGGACAAUCUUAGCGAUCUUUUGUUGAUUAUGGUACACAGCAGACAUGUAUUUGUUCCCUUUGAUCUCUGACCUCAUGCUUCAUAUUAUAGUUUCGUUAGUCCAGUCCCCUGACGGGAACUGAAUGCUUGUGCCUUUCAGAGUUUGCCCACUAUCUGAAAUUUUGUUCUCUCUUGAAGAAGUUUAUGCAAGUGUUCGCAAAUUGAUAUUUAAAGGAGAAGUUUCUCCUAUUAGAGUUAGUCUAAACGAGGAAAUAAGCAUAGCAAGUGGUCAGAAAUGAUAAAGAGCCGAAAUUGGAGAAAUGUUUUGCUAAUAAUUUGUUGUUUGAUGAUUAAUCAACGAUAUUCUUUUGAGCAGUGGGCACAGAAAAAAUUUCCCACAAGAAAAGAAUGGACAACAUCAGCAUCGAAUACAUAAUUUCCAUGCAAAUCUUCUGUAUCCAUGAUAUCUCCAGAAUUAGGCGGAUAAUAUUCAAUUUAGGGAAGAAAAAUAUUUUACAUUACACGAUAAUGUGUAAUCACUUGAUUGUCUGUCUUCUUCAUUUCUCUCUAUGUAACCUCCUUCCAUAAGUCAUUUUUGGACCAACACUUGGGCAUAUAUCAUCAUUGUCACCAAGUAGCAUCUCAUCAAUCUGGGAAUAUCUCAAGAUGUGGUUGGUAUAGUCCGACUAUUUCUGAACUUGAGUUCUGUUUGGUAACAGCAUCCAGUAAAGUGAACACUCCCAAUAAAUCUUUUAUAUUUCUGCAUUUGCAUUUGAGGUUAGUAAGCACAGCAUUUUAGAGAAUGCUACAAUUCUGCCAGACAUGUAAAUGGAUCUUCUCAGAUUGUAUGUUUGUUUUAUCAUUUUGCAUAUGGACUCUUUCGUUUUUGGGAUUUUAACGAACAUGGUGGAAAUUCAUUCGUUAGCCAACUUGCUGUCAAAUUUCAGGUUCGAUUGAAAAGCUCAUUAUGAUGGAUAUGUCUUCUGAUAUGGUUAGAAAACUCAAAGAUUCUGAAAAGGAUCUGCCUUGUGACAAUCUUGAGACAUCUUAUGUGGUUGGGGAUGAGGAAUUCCUCCCAGUUAAGGAGAAGUAAGUUUCUUUAUCAUAUUCUUGGUAAUGCAUGUAAGGAAGUCUAUUUACUUCUUGCAGUGUAAUCAGUUGUAUAGCUUAUUUUAAAGUUAUAGUUUAAUGCUAUUUAUUAAUUUAUUCGGUGAUUCAUUUGCUUUGGAAGCUCCGUCGACUUGAUAAUCAGUUGUUUGGGACUUCAUUGGACUAAUGAUCUUCCCGGAGCUAUGAUACAAGUAACUGAUUCCGACCAUUGUUCUUGCAAUCCUUCUUUGGCAUUCUCGGUAGUGAUUUAUUUCAUAUUGCUGCUUGCACGUACUUUGGGCACAUGCGUUUUUCUAAAGUAUUCUGUGUACCAAUGGCAGUGCAGAUUGGCGCUGAAGCCUGAUGGCCUGUUUUUAGCGGCUAUUCUUGGUGGAGAAACGUUAAAGUUGUUUAUUUCCCUUCAGUUUUGAAGUAGAAGCAUUUGUGAUUGAUCACGGCAUCUUACUGUUCUUCUUAUUAUCUCUUUGGAAUAAUUGUCAGGGAGCUAAGAAUAGCAUGUACAAUUGCACAAAUGGAGCGUGAGGGAGGAGUAAGUCCCCGAUUAUCUCCCCUGGCACAAGUAAGUAACUUUUUAUGAUACGGCUUUAGCUGGUUGUGAAGAUCAGAGUGAGAUUUUUUUGUAGUGCGUGGUGUACUAUGAUCAUGACAGAUCAUUGGGUUUUCUAUAUUCAUGAUAUUAAAAUAUUUCUAAUUCUUUUUUACCCAUUCCAGAUCACAGCAAAUUUUCUCAAAUAUCUUCCUUCUGCCCCCGCAUGUGUCCAAUAACACCUUACUUUAUAUUUUUAGCAGCUAAAGUUAGCUGAUCAGGAAUUCGAUUUCAUUGAUUAGCGAGUAUGUUGAUAUCGAGUUGUCCAUCGUCUUUGUUCUCUUGUUCCUGAUCAUUCUCUAGUGUUGUUAUUUUUAAUGCCCAGAAGCAUCUCCUAGACUGCCAGCAUGACUCUCCCAACAAAUUUGUAUCAGUUUAUCACAGAUAACCAGAUCCCAUAUGCAAGUGAAUACAUUAUUAUGACAUCGUGAAAGAUUGUUUUCGUUUAAUUUUGUUGGCAUGUAAUAAUGAACUACUCUUCGAUGAUCCUGAGUUAGCAUCAGAGGCUUCUCUGAGGGAUCACAAUAAAGAUUUAUAAGAAAAGAAAUCACCCUCUCGCCUCACUCCUGCUGACCACUGACUGAAGAAUAUUGCACUGCGGGUCGUUUCCUGUCCCCACCAGGGCUCUGCAUGGUCAGCCUCAUCUCCACGCCAUUAUCAAUCUAUACAAAAGGAAUCCCCCCGUUCGCUUGCCAGCACUAUUAUUAGCUGCUUCGUGUGAUCAGCGUCAUUAUCAGUAGUGCCAUUAGUCACCGCCUUCCACCCUCGUCAUGGACCAUUGAGAUUCACACGGUUGGUUUGAGAUGGGCCUGUAGGAUCCGCUUGAUCAGCCUGUUGCAGCCAAAGGGAGACAAUAACGAUCUCAACUGGUUUAGGUCUGCCUCAUUGGCCAAUGUAUGAGUAACUAAUUGGUCACUGUCUUGAAGGACUCAAAGCCUAGAUCAACUAGCUGAACAAAUACAUCACACGACGUGGUAUUUGAAUUUGUCAUCUGAAUAAUAGAAGGAUGAAACUACAGUGACUAAGCAUUGCAUUAUAAGUAACGGCCAUCAACAGGCAUGCGCGGCCCUUCCUGCAUGAGAACUUCCAUUCCAUUUUGUUCAGGUACGUGACGCAGGUAAUCUUUUAACGAGGGCUGGCUUCUCUCUUCCUGGAGUUGAUGUGGAUGAAUUUACUGUCAGAUAUGAGAGUGGUACGUACUGGCUAAACUCAGUAGAACAUUUACUCUGAUGGUGCAACAUUCUUCUCCUCAAAUUUAGCAGCUCAAACCUUCUCUGUUUCAUAGCCACUGUAUGAUCAAGCAUUUGAAUUUUAUCCGUAUCAUCAGGGAAAUAGUUGUUUGCGUGUGUGUAGUUGUUUGCCACUAUUCAGAUUUCUCAUUUUCGUUCCACUGUUCCAUUCCCACAUAAUUACAAGUCAGAUAUCAUAUUGGAAAGGUAGAAAACCAUUUUUCUCGUGGGUGCCAUUGCGCAUGGAUUUUUUUUUUUGAGUCGGUUGGUACCUCUCAAUCCCUCAGAGCACACCCCCCCAUAAACGCAUGUGAACCCUCUUCCUUAAGCGGCUGGAAACUUGAACUGAAUGAAACUACCACUUUGCGGAAGGUACCUGAUAAAGUCUCCUUCUCCCUAAAGGUUGAUAGCACUUCUAUGCUAAGAAGAAGUAUGUGAACCGCCUUCUUAAAUACUUCACACCGAAAAAUGUUCUAAUGAUUUUUACAUGAUGAAAUUUCCUAGAUUUGCCUGCGCAAUAAUUUUUUCGCGACAGAUCACUCAGCUUUCGAGUCAUUCUGUGUUCACAUGUUAGCUUUGGAGUUAAUCGAACAUCUGAGGAUGAUGGGUGAAACCAAUGCUCUUUUGCAAAGGAACAAGGUGAGGUUUCCCAAUAAAGUUUCUUUUAUUCUGACGUCGAAUCAUUGAUUCAUUUCCAAGUCCAUCGAAUUCCUAAGCUAUAUCCCAUACAUACAAAUGUCAAAUCAUCCCAACGUCGAUUCCUUCUUUGAAUGGAUGUAGACUCUGAAGAAGGAAACAGCCAUUGCUACUGCUGCAGUGUAUGAUUCAAUGUUUGCGACAGAAGAUGGGACUGUCCCAGCAACAUUUCAGGUACUGCAGUGUAUAGUUGUCACUUUGUGGAUGAUCCACACACUGGAGGACCUCAUUGCUGUGGAUCAUCGUCGAUUUGAAUCUUUCUUUCCUGAUAUGUUCCCCUCAACUGAAUCUUGGUUCUGAGGACUUGCGGCUGACGGCAUUCUGGCUGUUCAUCACAGGUGAUUUACAUGACGGGCUGGAAAGAGCACCCUUCUCAGCAGAAGUCCAAAAGGAGGGGCUCUGCUACUGUAUCGUUCCAGGACAUCCAGAAACACUUUGGGAGUGACGGCCAACCCUAG
Messenger RNA from Spirodela intermedia, 5796 nucleotides. Lineage: Eukaryota; Viridiplantae; Streptophyta; Magnoliopsida; Alismatales; Araceae. The record is from the annotation of a GenBank genome assembly.